GCUCUGUCGUCAUGAUGGCAAAGUGGGAUGGAUGCAUUUCUCGCAUAUUUUUCUAGUUUCGUUCCAGUGUUUUCCAUGCUUUGGUAAUAUGUCUGAUCAUGUGCAGCCGCUUUUCCGUCAUGUGCUUAGCCUUAUCUGGGCGUCGCUGCGAGCCAACAUAUUCCCCGUUAGGCUCUUCUUCCCAAUACAAGCACUUCUUUGGCAUCGUGAUCUCUUUUGCAAGGGGCAAGCCCGGAUCUCAACAAACGUGAUGAGGGUUUACUUGCCCCUGUAUCUGCAUUGCAGCGUUUUUCUCCACAAUAACAGAAAACAGAAUGACCCCGCUGAACAAGGUGACAGAUCUUUUCCCUUUUGUGGCAUAAGCGACUAGGAAAGUGACUCGGCUGGCAAUGAGCUUUGGACCCUUUUCCUCCAUCAUCUUCUGAUUGGGCACC
Molecule: messenger RNA, 434 nt
Organism: Truncatella angustata
Lineage: Eukaryota; Fungi; Ascomycota; Sordariomycetes; Amphisphaeriales; Sporocadaceae
Exons: 1
Coding region: 32-370 (112 amino acids)
Source: RefSeq, a predicted model, not a curated record